GCAUUAAAUAACUAGGUCUGUGUCUUACCAAGUUAUCACUGUUUUCUAAAACAGUUCAAAACAGUCUGUAAUCCUGGCUUGGAAUUUGUGUUUCUUUUCCCUUUCACGGUCUUAUUCAUUGAAGACCUCCGCCAGCAUAAUUUCGGAAUUUGAUAUAGUUAAACAUCUUACGGAAUCAUAGGACAGAGGUUCUAGAAGUGUCUAACAUGAGCAACGUGUACGCUAAACCAUCAAACAACCAGUACACAUAUAAUUACAACGAAGUAGAGAAUAAUUUGACACACACCCAGGACAUUCUGCGUCGAAUUAAUUAUCAUUGCAUGCGAAAGGACAAAAUCAAGAAGUUUAAGACAAUCGUUUUUAGAAGACACGUCAAAAUGCCUACAGUCGCAAAAAUUCAUUGGUUGGGCGCCUAAAGAGCUACAAUUUCGCAAGGAGGUCGCGAAGAGUUUGAAAAUUUCUAUUCAAAAUGGUUGCUCAAAAGUUCACCUGUCCGAGUCGGAGCGACGAUAUCGGAAAUAAAUACGAAAGGAACACCCAUAGAUAUGGUUUUUUCGCAAACGGAUGCCAGUCCCCAAUCUUUUUUGAAAGUGGUAGAGCUAAAUCUUUUAAAGAAUCGAAAGGUGAACGGCACUACCGGAUCCAUUAUCGGCGGCGGUCUUCAAACACCAACUCUACCUGCGCCAGUGGCCACAACAAGCUUUUCAGAGAUAUUUUUGAAACCAGAACCUCUAUUCGAGAGUACAAUGUUCCACGAAUCGGACUCCGAGCUCUUCCGAGAUCUGGCUCCGUGGUGUGUACAACCUGCGGAAGAAACAGUACAGACUGGCAUUGACAUAAAGAAGACUCAAGAACGUGCACACACCACUGACACACUACAUACACCAACCUCGCCGCAAGGCUGGGACAAUUCGGACGCUAAUUCCCCCGGGCUCGGUUUUCACUAUUCUGCUAUCAAUGACCCAUUGUCACCUAAUCUAGACCUGUUUUCUCAACUUGACAGUAAACUAAUGUAUUCUGACCAGGAAAAGAAACUGGAAGAUCUAAAUUGGGAAAUUGAAUCAAUGCCUGUAGUGAUGGAACCUGGGACUUUGGCGCCCGAAGAGUCGUUUGACUGGAAUCCGUGCCGUGACACGGGAAAUAUCGAUUCAAAUUACACACACGAAUACACUCCAACAAUAAACACACACAAUACGUUCAUCAUGGACGAGGAUUCUUCAGACAUAAAACUAGACACCGUCAUACCCACCGAAGUGGAAUACAAUGACAUGGUCAUAACAGACUACGUUCUAAACGAGGCUCGUGACAACUGCGGCGUCUUGGAACCAACACGAGUGGAGCGAUCACGUCCAGGUCUGUCCCUUAACAUGACAAAGAAGAUGUCGUGGACUGGUGAUAUCGUCAGCACGCCAGAAAUUGUGGAUAUCGUCACGCAACUGAAAGAAGGAUAUCAAUUGCCAAAUGAGAGUCCCCUAUCUUGGCCUUUGCACCCAGAUCCAGCUUCUGUUCCGUCGGACGUCGCUACAACAUCUGCUGCGGCCUCUGUAGACUACGAGUCGUUCACACCAAAAACAGAAUCUCUGGACUCCGAAGAAGAAGACGUCAAACACUUCAACAGCCGGAAGAGGCAUCGCAAUAGUGAAGAUUCGGACGAACCAUACACCCCAUAUCCCACUCGAUUGAGCAGAAAACCCAAGAAAAGGAAACUGCAUGUUCCAAUAAGAGAUCUUAUUCAGGAGCUGGAAGAAGCACAACCAAAAGAUCACGAAAAACCUAAGCGAGGCCGUCCUCCUAAAAGAAGAGAUAGCACAGUAUCUUCUGUUUACAGCGUAGACGAUAACGCAUCUACAGUAUCUACACAUGAAAUUAAAUAUAGGGAGCUACGAGACAAAAAUAAUGAAGCGUCUAAGAGAUCUAGGAUGAACAGAAAACUCAAGGAGCUCCAAAUGGAACAACUUGCUGUCGAAUUGGAAGACAGAAAUAAAAAAUUGAAAGUCAGAGCUGACAUUCUCGAAGACAUGACCAAGAGAAUGAAAGAGGCUCUGAUGUCAGCUAUUCUGCAAAAAUGAAUAUGUAAUUGCAUACUCACUGCACGGUGCUCCUAGGGUUUUUUGUGCAAUACAGUAAUGAACUGUAAGCAUUAUCUCUUAUCGAAAUAAUAUUGUGUUUGCAAUUGCAAGUGAUUGUAUCAUUGUAGUUAUAUACAUAAUAUAGACAUAUUGUUAUCGCAAGUGUGUUUUGUUUGCUAUAGUAAUGUUUACAAUAUUAUGGAAGAUAUUGGAGAGACAAAUGAGAUGCUAUGAAUUGUAUAAUUUUAAAUAUUCUCGGACUUGACUCAUAAUUUUAGCCCGGAUGUGACUUUCUAGGUUUAAGACAUUAAGUACAUAAUUGUUAUUGUAAUACCUGACACAGUAACUAACGUCUGUGUUUGUUUUUGACUAUAUCAAAAUGUUUAAAAAAAUCAUUCUUAGUUGUAUGACGUAGAACUUCGACAAUAUUUUUGUUUAAAAAGUCGAAGUUAUAAUAAUAAUAGAGAUAAAAAAAGUAAAAAA
Hyposmocoma kahamanoa is the source of this 2552-nucleotide messenger RNA. RefSeq lists its product as uncharacterized. The record is from RefSeq and is a predicted model, not a curated record. The transcript has 6 exons. Gene Ontology annotation, biological process: regulation of DNA-templated transcription. Lineage: Eukaryota; Metazoa; Arthropoda; Insecta; Lepidoptera; Cosmopterigidae. The coding region runs from base 546 to 2069 and encodes 507 amino acids. Gene Ontology annotation, molecular function: DNA-binding transcription factor activity.